AUGGGCUACAGCACAGAGAAAGGUGGAGGCCGCCGGCGCGGCAAAGGCAGCAAGGGUGGCAAAGCUGAAGGUGGUAAGGGCAAGGCCUGGGAUGCUGCCCAGAACUCGGGUGCCAUUAAGUACACCCUGGAAGACUUAACACGUCUUCGGCCGCAGCGGGUUGUUGAAGCCUUUCCACAUCUCAGUGUGGCUGCAGAUUGGCCAGAGUCACGACCACCACGCUCUGGCUCGGCGUUUUAUUUGCCCUUGAUUUGGAGUGCGCUGCUGCCAUCCGAAAGCGGCGAUGGUGAUCCAACAUCAGAUUUAGCAGUCCAGCAGCUGAACAGUCUCGGGGAUGAGAAGCAUUUCUCAUCCAGACGUCGAGCAGGUCUUUUGGACGUGUGGCAGGCCCAAGUUUUCUGGCGGCAGAUCUUUUCUGGUUGGGAUGAUUGGGUGAAUCGAUUGCGCGCAGCUAUGAUGAGGUUUCAAGGGCCGGAAGGGUCUGGCAUCGAGGGUUUGGUCAAAAGCCAUGUUCAACGUGUGUCCGUGAAAGCUGGUGCGUUGGUGUACGGGGACCUCGAAAUCCUUGGAGCGCUACCACAUAUCAGCAAUGCCCAAAAAUCACCGGAUCAGGAUGCCAUCCUGGAGCUGGAUUUUUCGCUUCGCAUGGAAAUUGAAGCCUCUGUGGCAACCCUUUUCUUGGCAAGCACAAGCACCCCAAGUGGAGAGGAUCAAGGUUCAUGA
Molecule: messenger RNA, 723 nt
Organism: Durusdinium trenchii
Lineage: Eukaryota; Dinophyceae; Suessiales; Symbiodiniaceae
Source: the annotation of a GenBank genome assembly